Molecule: messenger RNA, 1452 nt
Organism: Ctenocephalides felis (cat flea)
Lineage: Eukaryota; Metazoa; Arthropoda; Insecta; Siphonaptera; Pulicidae
Product: GATA zinc finger domain-containing protein 14-like
Exons: 4
Coding region: 1-1452 (483 amino acids)
Source: RefSeq, a predicted model, not a curated record
AUGACUACAACAUCAAUUAAUCCCAACUACAUUGAAUCUAUUAGAGCACCUGCAAACUUUAUUCAGGCAAAACAAAAUUAUAGUUCUGAACCAAAUUUUUCUUUCCUGAAAAACCACAAUGAUAAGAAUGAUAUUGAAUUUCAAAAUACUAACAUGGAAGAUUCACAUAAUCUGAACGAAAUUGCACAAUGGAAAAUGAAUUCAAAUUCAAUAAAUAAUAAUGAAAAAUUAUUGGAGUCAUCAAGGCAAAAUACUUCUUUACAUGGAAAACAUGAGCAGCAUUAUUUUGGCUCUGGAAAUAUGCAAGGAAUUGGAUGCAAUCAAAUAUAUAAACAUUGUGUGAAUAAUAAUGGCGAGACAAAUGAAAAGUCACAUAGUUCAACUAAUUUUGUAGAUAAAAAUAUAUUUACCCAAUAUGUUAGCGAUCAAAACUUCUCUACAAUUCAUCCAAUUCAAAGUGGCGGAAAUGUGAGUGGCGUUGAGCCACAGAAUUAUGGUAUCAGAAACCAAAUGCAAAUUGAUGAUAUUCACAAUAAUAAAAGCAUUAAUAAAAAAGCUACCCUGCAAAUUGGUAUCAAUUUCGAUAGACCAAAGGAAUAUUCCAACGAAAGUUUACAAUUCGCGCAAGACAAUGCCUAUCAAAUUUUCGACAACCGCGCGACGAUUAAAAAUAAUAUCAAUACAAACAAAAUGUGGUGUGAUCAAUCGAGAAAUCAAAAUCGAUGUCAGAAUUUUAAUAGAAAUACAGAUAUUAAAAAUGAUGAUAGUUAUGAAAUCAAUAGAUCUUACACUCAAAUUGGAAAUAUUGACGAUAACUAUAAAAAUGUUAACGAAAUGGAUUGUAAUUUUCACCAAACUCGUGAUGAUUAUGUUUCAAAAUGCCUAGAUAGCAAUAUUGUUAGUUAUAUCAACACACCAACUGUAACACAAAAUGAUGUGGAGAUGACGACUGCAAACGAUAACAUGUAUAGUACUAAUUUGAAAUAUGCAAGCAAUGAACACAACAUGUCAUCAAAUCAAAACAAAUAUCGUGAAUUAUUCUCUAAAUUGGACGAAAGUUACAAUGCUAUCGUCAAGACACCUGUUUUAUCCCCAUAUGAUGUAAAAAUUUCACCAAUGCAUAUAACUAAAUCCGAUAUGGGAUUCAAAUAUUCUGAUUACACAAAUAGAAAUAAUAACACAAGAUUCGGUUACUGUAAUAUCCAGGAUGAGAGAAAUGAUAUUCGGCAUAGACAAUUUUUAAAGCGACAACCUAUACUGUAUGAAUCGCCCACCAAGAAAAAAAUAUCAAACUUUGGUGUACGAGGUUGGCCCAUGGUGAAUCCUCCUUUAAUGAACAUGGAAGCAGAGUAUCACACUCAUAUGCAACGAAAGAGCACUCACAGAACAAAUUAUAUCAUGGCUAUUCACAGCAUAGAAAGUAUGAUGGCAGUAGAAAUUCUUUUAACUUGA